This is a messenger RNA of Copidosoma floridanum, 1728 nucleotides long. Its product is annotated as carboxylic ester hydrolase-like. NCBI's taxonomy places the organism in Eukaryota, Metazoa, Arthropoda, Insecta, Hymenoptera, Encyrtidae. The record is from RefSeq and is a predicted model, not a curated record.
AUGAAACCGAGCGCUAUACACGUGCUUUUUAUAAGCAUCACCUGCUGGACAAUCCAAAUUUUUUGCUUUCGAGUAAAUGUUCCGCAAGUUAUUACGUCUUUGGGCAAAAUCAAAGGCUACUUAAAAGUGUCCCACGAACAGCGAUAUUAUGAAGCAUUUGAGGGUAUUCCAUACGCAUUGCCACCUACGAACGAAUUACGCUUUCAGCCCCCCUUACCAGUAGAACCAUGGGAGGCCGAACUCGAUGCCACAAGUAAAAAAAGCGAUUGCAUACAGUACGAUCACAAGAACGACGUUCUAACAGGCGUGGAGGACUGCCUCUACUUGAACAUUUACAGGCCAGUUUUGAAAACUACGUCUCUUUUGCCAGUUUUACUUUGGAUUCACGGUGGUGGCUUUCAGUACGGCACCAGCACCGUCGUCACCAAGUACAUCAUGGACAGAGAUUUGAUUUUGGUGUCAAUAAGCUAUCGAUUGGGGCCUUUUGGUUUUUUGAGUACCGGCGACGACCUCAUACCCGGGAACAUGGGUUUGAAGGACCAAAACCUUGCGCUGCGCUGGACGUCGGAGCACAUACAUCGCUUCGGUGGCGACCCCAAACGGAUAUCACUGCUUGGUGUGAGCGCGGGUGCCUCAAGUGUUCAUUACCAUUACCUUUCACCUUCAAGCGCUGGCCUGUUCCGUAAUGGCGUGUCUUUUAGUGGUACUGCACUGUCGUCCUGGGCAUAUUCAAAAAAUCCUCGCGAGGGUCUCGAUAAAUUGACUAGAAUCGUUUGCAAGGAAUCAGGUGAUUCCAUUGUUGAUGUUAUCGAUUGCCUGAAGCGAAUGCCUGCUGAUCAAUUGAAUAAUGCUGCAAAGGAUUUGUUGGUUUCAAAGUUCUUAGAAGGUUUUCAGGGUAAGAAGUUCGGAGGUAGUUUGGAGAUAGUUUCCUACCUUACUGAUAAGAAAGCGGAGUAUUUAUCGAUAGGUGUUAUAACACCAUCGUUUAAGCCAGUAGCUGAAAGAAUCGAAAGCGACUACUUCAUAAAUCGAUCUCCAGAAGAGAUCCUCAACGAUAAAGUCUACGACGUGCCGUGGAUUACCGGUGUGACCAGUGAAGAGGGAAUAUUCUUCACAGCAGGCUUUGUUUUGAACGACACGUCCAUGAGCUUCGUCGAUAAAAACUGGGAUACCGUCGGACCUUAUCUAAUGCAAUUCGAAGAUAAAAUAUCGGCGGAUGAAUUUACGCACGCAGCGAGUGUAUCGAGGCGUCGCUAUCUUGGCGAUCGUGUUAUGAAAAUCGAGAACGAUACCACGUGGCUACUGACGUACUUGGUCGGCGACAAGGUCGUUACGUUCGAUUCCCAGAAGGCCGCGAGGCUACAAGCCAAAGUUAACCGCAGCCCCGUACGGUUCUUUUACUACAAUUACAGAGCCAUUCACAGCCUCAGCGAUGAAUUGACCAACACGACCAUUAAUUUUGGCGUAUGCCACGCCGACGACGUUUACCUCCUUCUUGAGGAUAACAACAUUAUUAUAGAAGUGGACGGGCCUAUGUUGAACAAAAUGAUGGACUUUUGGUACUCGGUGGCUGCCACGGGAGAACCAGAUUUGGGGGUCAAGUGGCUGAGAGUGCAUCCUACGACUCGUGAACUGCAUUACCUCCACUUUAUGGGACCCGAGAGCUUCAUCCCAAGGCAGUCGGAUGAUCUCGGUCAAAAGAAGUUUUGGGAAAGCAUUGGAUUUUAA